Molecule: messenger RNA, 495 nt
Organism: Emiliania huxleyi CCMP1516
Lineage: Eukaryota; Haptophyta; Isochrysidales; Noelaerhabdaceae
Exons: 2
Coding region: 1-495 (164 amino acids)
Source: RefSeq, a predicted model, not a curated record
AUGACCGCGGACUGCCUAGCGUGCGCAGAGGGGAUGGACGAAGCCGAGUACUGCGCCAAACACCCUCAGAUGAUCGGGUGCAAGUGGAACGGCUGCGGUGGAUGCUCCGAGUGCAUAGCGACGGCGCGGCAAGCACGCGAAGCCUCCUGCAGGCCCUUCUGCACCACGAAGACCGACACCUGGGAGGACAAAUGCAUGUGGAAUGGGUGCGGAGCAUGCGACGUGUGCCCUGGGCUAACCGUGCAGCCUCGCCCACCGCCUGCUGCAGCGCCGGCGGAGUGCAAGCCUUUCUGUGUCGACAAGACCGAAGGGUGGACCGACAAGUGCAACUGGGGCGGCUGCGGUGGAUGUCCGGCGUGCCUCCAGCCUAUCCCUGCCCCCACCGCGCCGGAGGCUAGCUGCAAGCCUUUUUGUGGCGGGAAGACUGACUUGUGGGAGGAGCGGUGCACGUGGAAUGGGUGCGGCGCAUGUGUGGAGUGCUCGAAGGAGCGCUAG